Molecule: messenger RNA, 306 nt
Organism: Cordyceps fumosorosea ARSEF 2679
Lineage: Eukaryota; Fungi; Ascomycota; Sordariomycetes; Hypocreales; Cordycipitaceae
Product: ATPase, F0 complex, subunit F
Exons: 5
Coding region: 1-306 (101 amino acids)
Biological process (GO): proton motive force-driven ATP synthesis
Source: RefSeq, a predicted model, not a curated record
AUGAGCUUCGUCACUCGCCGUGGUCUUUCCACCCUCAUCCCCCCAAAGGUCGCCUCUCCUAAGGCUAUUGGUGGCGCCCCUGACGCUCUGCGCAUGCAGCGUGUUGUCAGUUUCUACGAGAAGCUUCCUCGUGGUGCCGCCCCUGAGGCCAAGGCCAAGGGUCUUCUUGGUCGCUACCAGGCCCGCUACUUUGGCAAGAAGGCAUCUGCUACCCCUAUCAUCCACGCUAUUGUCUUCCUUGUCGGCAUUGGCUACGCCCAGAACUACUACUUCCACCUGCGCCACCACAAGAAUAACGCUCACUAG